CCAGAUAUCGAAAAUAUCGAGUUAAUUGAUAAGUAAAACAUUUAGAAAGUAAGUACAAACGAAAAUGUUGAUCAAAGACAUUUUCAUUGAGUUGCGCUCGCGAUUGCGGAGCUGUAACGUUUUUAUUACAACUGGAAUCGAUUUUACCAAGAAUUGUAAUUUGAAAAUUAGUAUACAAGCUAAUUGUAUCGUCCUGAAUUAUUAUAACGACGAUUAUGAUAGGAGCAAGAGGAGGGACAGCCUCUCCUCCAUAGAGAGUCUGUCGGACUGUUAUUCUGAAGACGAGUGUGACGUCAGCUGCGUCAUCCCCGUGCGCCAGUACUGCCAGAUCAUACCCAACUCUAUGUCCUGUCUCAAGAUAGAUAAAAGUACAAUAUCGUUUAGACUACUGACUGAGCCCAAAAAUGGUGGCAAUUUUUACAAAGAAUUGUUAACAACAAAUAAUUUUGAUAGUUCUACCAAAGGUAACGUUUUAAAAUUGAAUGUUGAUGUAGGCGAGAACACCAAGAUAACGUGUUCUAACUGCUCCAAUGUGAUUUCUGGGAACAGUUUGAAGUUCGACAGAAUCUUGGAGCUGCCGACUGCGAACCUGGACAUGUCGGAGUGGUUCUGCCACGGUCACGGCCACGGAGACUGUGCCCCAACAAACGGCGUACUGACGCCAAACAAAAGUGAUUUUCUAUAUAGACUGACAUUUUUCGUCAUCAACAAUAGUGUAUUAUCCGAAAAGACUAACAAAUUCAACUCUAAAAGAGAAGUGUACCAUUGCAACCGAUGCUUAGCGUGGCUAGGCCUCAAAAACAAAGACACCGUCAAACUGUUCAACUCAGAAGUGAAAAUACAGCAGAACGACAGUGAACACUUGGUAUUUACUCACAAAACUCCGGAAGAUAUUCACACAGAUGAUUUUAUAUACACCAUAGAGUACAUGACGAGAGAGUUCAACCUUGGCUUCCAAUACACUGUGAUGUGUAAAAUAGUACUAGAAUGCACAAUAUCUACCGCUAAGAAACAAUAUCUACUCAUAUGGGUGAUGGACAAAGAAUUGCAAGUGUUAAGGAAUGAUGUAGACACUAUUAUGAAUGAUAAAAUUGAACUGCAGUCAACAUCCGUCACCAAAAUACUCUUCAAAGUCGAAUUUUGUUUGAAUGAUGAGGUUGAGUCUUGGUUGUCAGACCCUGCAGUGGUCUCCACAGACAUUUCUAAAGGCAUGUUCAGUAACGGACUGGCGCACUUACAGAAAAUGUCACUAAAAGUACCCGAACCAUUCAGAAACACUAAUGGAUACUGUGUAAGCUAUCUCAAAGUUUAGUCCAAUAAAUCUGCAAGGAAA
Messenger RNA from Trichoplusia ni (cabbage looper), 1333 nucleotides. RefSeq lists its product as uncharacterized. Gene Ontology annotation, molecular function: cyclin binding; ubiquitin conjugating enzyme binding; ubiquitin protein ligase activity. Gene Ontology annotation, cellular component: cytosol; nucleus; ubiquitin ligase complex. The transcript has a single exon. Lineage: Eukaryota; Metazoa; Arthropoda; Insecta; Lepidoptera; Noctuidae. The record is from RefSeq and is a predicted model, not a curated record. Gene Ontology annotation, biological process: protein polyubiquitination; proteasome-mediated ubiquitin-dependent protein catabolic process; protein monoubiquitination. The coding region runs from base 65 to 1312 and encodes 415 amino acids.